Molecule: messenger RNA, 3221 nt
Organism: Poecilia reticulata (guppy)
Lineage: Eukaryota; Metazoa; Chordata; Actinopteri; Cyprinodontiformes; Poeciliidae
Gene: cab39l
Product: calcium binding protein 39-like
Biological process (GO): intracellular signal transduction
Molecular function (GO): protein serine/threonine kinase activator activity
Source: RefSeq, a predicted model, not a curated record
ACCUUUUCAGAAUACUGGAGCGCGACCAGAUGGAAUUCUGCACUCCCUUCUUUACGGAUCCCUCACGUUUUAAAUUGUAUCGCAGACAUUUUUAGCAGACUUUUAGCGGUCAACAAACAGCCCUGGUGUGAACACAGAGUCUUUACUUUCAGGCUCGGCUGCGCUGUGAACCGGGACUGGAGCGGUCAGGACAUAUAAAAGGCACCAAACAUCUUCUCGCUGUCUCGAGGCGUUAACGGGUGUCCGUCAUGCCGCUGUUUGGUAAAUCCCACAAGAGUCCCACRGACAUUAUCAAGACCCUAAAGGAAAACCUGGCCAUCCUGGUCAAACAUGACAAGAAGACAGACAAGGCAUCUGAGGAGGUUUCAAAAUGCUUGGUGUCGAUGAAGGAGAUUCUGUACGGCAGCAACGACAAGGAGCCGCACACUGAGACCGUGGCCCAGCUCGCGCAGGAGCUGUACAACAACGGCUUGCUGAUUGCGCUGGUAGAAAACCUGCAGUAUAUAGAGUUUGAGGGGAAGAAGGACGUUUGUCAGAUCUUUAACAACAUCUUGAGGAGGCAGAUCGGAGCGAGGAGCCCCACCGUCGAAUACUUGUGCUCCCACCAAGAGGUCCUCUUCAUCCUGCUGAAAGGAUACGAAACCCCGCAGAUAGCGCUGAACUGCGGCAUCAUGCUGCGGGAAUGCAUUCGCUACGAGCCACUCGCCAGGAUAGUUCUCUAUUCCGAACAUUUUCACAGCUUCUUCAGCUAYGUGGAAAUGUCCACAUUUGACAUCGCUUCUGACGCCUUUGCCACCUUUAAGGAUCUCCUUACAAGACACAAAGUGGUCGUGGCUGAAUUCCUCGAAAAGAACUACGAUGCUGUGUUUGCUAACUAUGAGAAGCUGCUGCACUCAGAGAACUACGUCACAAAGCGGCAGUCGCUUAAGCUUCUGGGCGAGCUGUUACUGGACAGACACAACUUCACGGUGAUGACAUACUACAUCAGCAAGCCUGAAAACCUCAAGCUAAUGAUGAAUCUGCUCAGAGACAAGAGUUCCAACAUUCAGUUUGAGGCCUUCCACGUGUUUAAGGUGUUUGUAGCGAACCCCAACAAGACGCAGCCCAUCGCCGACAUCCUGCUGAAGAACCAGACCAAAUUAAUUGACUUCUUAAGCAACUUCCAGAAGGACCGCACAGACGACGAGCAGUUCAACGACGAGAAGACGUACCUUAUCAAACAGAUCAGAGAUCUGAAAAAACCUGCCUCCUAGAAGAGCCCCCCCGAUCCCACCCAGCUUUUUAUUAAUAGGAAGGCAUAGAAAAUAGAAAAAAAAAAAACACAUUAACAAUAAUGGUUGUACUAUUUAAAAAAAUUAUUUCUGUUUGUUGGUAAAAGUAGCUCAUAAUCAAUGAUCUAACUUUUGUAAAUUUAUUUUUUUUAUUUAGAAAAUCUUAUUGUUUUCAUGUGUAGCAUGUAGCUCAAUGUGUUGAAAGCAUCUGAUUUGCUUUGUUAAACGAACCAGCAGGGGUGGGGGGACGACUUGGGCCAAAAACGCUUUCUCCUUCCGCCGCUUCUUAAAGGUGAAAUGUGCAAUCAUGUGAAGUUGCUGCAAAUCGCCAAAAUCUUGAAGGAUGUUUUUUUUUUUUUCCCUGACAAAGAGAUUCUUAAGGGAAGAUGGAAGAUGUUAGCAGAGUGUGGAGUGAAAAUAGUCUCAAAAUACCUUUGCGUGUGUAACACUGGAUUUGUAAUCCAUGUAAGCAUCUUGAGGCCUUCCACGUGUUUAAGGUAAAAAAAAAAAAGAGACAAAAAUUUGAGACAAAAUGUGUUCAAGUGAAUUGGKGCCGGACGAAAUCGAGAAACUUUGGAGAUUUGUAUCUGUGAAACAUGAUUUUAAAACCGUAAAAAGAAAAUUUGUGCAUAACUCUGGGUACUUGUAAAUAUGUGGUCAAAUGCAUACACAAAUAUGACGAAAUUACGAAUAUAAAAGUACACACACGCWAUUACAAUUUCUACAAACGUAAAAUUUCUACGCACAAAUUUUUUAACUACAACCUCACAAAUMUGAUAAAUACGAAUUCAAACCUAUGCCUACGAGUCGCCUGAUGCACACAGACAAAACUGCAUUUACGCACAGAUCCGGUUACGACUGCACAAGGAUUUUUGAGACUCAUUUCACGCUUCAGACAGCCUCAAAUUAGUGCGUUUAAAUGCUGGCGGAAAGCUGGGUCAUAUGAGUUUUGCUCGGAGUCUACUGUUUUCAUCCUCUGAACGUUUGUGCUUGUGCCAAAGUGGCAAUGACGUUAUUUCGUUGGAAAACGGAAUAUUUCAGUACUUCUUUAUCCACCUUAUUCCUAGCCUCCAUGAGGCUUUGCCUGAUUUAUGGUCGCGACUUCUGCCGCAAACCGGAACCGCCAUUUGUUUACAUGUUGCAACUCGCUAACCGGCUUUUGUCAGAGGUUUUAGGCUACAAAAUAUGUGCUAAYACAGCUAAAAUAUGGUAAUGUUGUUUUACCGCUACCUAUAGAUAUUGCGGGGAGGAAUAGCGACAUGAAGAAAUGGCUACAAAUAACCCGCACUAGCUACUUCACUGACUCAGUAUAUCUCCAAUUAUAAGGUUGAACUGAAGGGGAGAUUGUUUAAUGGUUACAACAGUACAAAAGAAACUUUAGUAAUUUAUGCAUGUUUUUGUGUGUUCCACUAUUCUCCACUAAAAUCUAAGUAGGAUUAUAGAGUUUCCCCCCCUCCCUGCCUCGGCCUCCAGGUUCUGCGUUACGGCCCUGCGUUUGCUGUCACAGCRCAUCGCGCUGCACUCCUUCGGCUCCACAACUCAGAUGUCCCGCUGCACAGAUUUGUGAUGCUUAUCUUAAUAUUAGUGAUUAUAAUGGCGUUUAGUUGCGCAACUUGACGGGCRCGUUCAUUCGGUGCUGUUUUCACGGUUAUUGCGCUGUUCAUAAUAGUCUCGAUGUUUGCAGUUUGUUGUGGCGCAACGUCAGUACAUCACUGGCAGCCACAAUCUAAACUUGGAGUACAGCUACGUACAGCACAACAGUCACCCCCCCAAAAAAGCCUCCCAGGAAUAAGGUGGAUAAUACUCCAGAAUUGUUUAUAGACAUAUUGUGCAUUUUUGAGCGGAAGAGAUGAGAUUACAUUGUUUAAAAUUUAUUGUUAAUCUCUUUAUGUUGAAUAAAUAAAAAAUAUUACUUAUUUAACCCUCUAUUGCAUGGCGUUGCAAACCACA